Messenger RNA from Physella acuta, 1794 nucleotides. Its product is annotated as dentin sialophosphoprotein-like. The record is from RefSeq and is a predicted model, not a curated record. NCBI's taxonomy places the organism in Eukaryota, Metazoa, Mollusca, Gastropoda, Physidae.
AUUUUUCCAGAAGUCAGUUCAAUAUUUGUAUUGCUGAGUUGAUGGCUUCACUUCAUUGUACUAUAACUUAUCCUCCUUGCAUUAUUAACACACAAAAAAUGUUACAGGUCACCAUGGAUACAACAGAAGGAGAACCUGUCGCAACUGAUGGUGGAGAGGCUAUGGCAGAUGAUGAAGGUGAUGACACUAAUACUUCUUCUUCCUCAUCAUCCUCUGAAGAAUUAAUACCUUCUGAUGGAAAUGAAAGUGCUGGUGUUUCAAGUGAUGAUAGUCGACCCUGGGCAUCAAUAACAAAGGAUUUGGAGGAUAAGAAAGAAAAUCCUGAAAUUGUACCUACCAUUAAUGACUCGCCCUCAACAUCAGCCACUCAACCCACUGACACAUCAGAUUCCUCUAAAGAAACAGAACAAAAUUUACCUGAAUCUGAGAACAGUGAACAUCUGUCAGAUUCCUCUCAGUCAUCUUUGAAUCAUAGUUUUGGGUUUUUAGCUGCUGCUGAAAAUCCACCAUCUUCAUCGACUGAUUCAAAGCUAGACAUAAAAUCUGAUGGUGCCGAUUCAUCCCAUACAGACAGUGCUAUUGACACAACACCUUCAGAGUCUGAGAAAGUUCGCACUUAUGCUGAAGUUGUAUCAACUUCCAAUUCUAGUCAUUCACCACAAGUAGCCAGCACAGAAGAAUGUGACAGUGUAGCUGGUCUGGAGAGGCUAGUGGAGUCUGUGGAGCCAGAAUCAUCCACCCAGCAUCAACCAUCACCUUCGUUAACCCCUUCAACCCACCAGAGCAGCGAAGCUGAUCAUUCUGAUACCUCAGAUUUUGAUGAGCCUCGUGCUAAGCGUAUGAAACUGUCGCAUGAAUCUGUGACCUCACAUGAACCUGACACUACAGAUGUCCUACAAUCUGAUAUGGCAUCAUCUUCACCUGUUCAUCCCUCUAGCAAACCAUCAUCAUCCCCGUCACCUUCAUCUGAAAUGAAUUCAGUUGUGACACCUGAAAGCUCAGAGGUUAUUGAAGAAGAAACAAGGGUUACAUCUGGGUCUGAUUCAAAUUCAUCCAUAGUACCUAACUCUGACAAUGUGAUGGAAACUGUUUCUAGUGGUAGUGAAGAAACAGAAUCUCUCACACCAGCCAUGGCUACACCUGAGAUUCCAGGUAGUGAUAACGUGAGCAAUGAUGAUGAAAAUGUUACAUCCCCACCUUCUCAUUUAUCUUCAUCAAGUGACAGUCAGGGGUUUGAUGUAUGUGGAGACAGCCUCAGCAAGUACAAUGCUGACAGUAAACAGACAGCAGCUGAGUGUGCUGACAAAAAAGAUGAGGAAUCUGGUACUGAUAGUCCCAAACAGGAAUCAAUGGAUCAGGACUGACUUUUUUUCAAAUGGCCCAAAACAAUAACUUAACAGUUGAGUCAUGUCACUGAAUCUUAAGCUUGUCAGACCUGCAUGUCAAGUAUAUUACUUGACUCUAUUCAGAGAUGAUUUUAAAAUCAGGAAGCUUAAUAAUAAUAAUAGCUGAGGUGUGCUCUGAGACCUAUCCUACACAUUUUGCAAAAAUUACUUCAGCUGUUUAUUGCACUGCCAGAGUAAUAACUGACUGUCCUUAAAACAGGACAACCUUUGCAAAACAGGCGUAAGGUUAUUGAUUGGUAAAAUUUUGUUCCAUAGUUUUAAACUUUUUAUCUAUGGUUUCAGUCUUGUAGUUGCCAUCGGUUUAUUUUUACUGUAUUUAGUUUGACCAUCAAAUUUGUUGUUGUAGAUUCAAAAUUAUGGGCAUUUUGAUUAAAUAUCGAUAGAUUAA